This is a messenger RNA of Ipomoea nil (Japanese morning glory), 2513 nucleotides long. Its product is annotated as lon protease-like. The transcript is spliced from 2 exons. Gene Ontology annotation, cellular component: peroxisomal matrix. The coding region runs from base 462 to 2513 and encodes 683 amino acids. NCBI's taxonomy places the organism in Eukaryota, Viridiplantae, Streptophyta, Magnoliopsida, Solanales, Convolvulaceae. Gene Ontology annotation, biological process: protein catabolic process; protein processing; protein targeting to peroxisome. Gene Ontology annotation, molecular function: ATP-dependent peptidase activity; ATP hydrolysis activity; serine-type endopeptidase activity. The record is from RefSeq and is a predicted model, not a curated record.
GAAACAUCUAUGGAAAAUUUCUGGAAACAGGGAGGAGGGAUUCAAACCCAGGUUUUCAAGUAUUGGACAAACACCCCCAACCACUACACUACUCUACUUGUUGGGGUAUCUUUUCCAUCUUUUGCACUUUUAUCAUGGGGAUGAAGACCAAGUCAGAAAAUUUUCUCUACGACAAUACAUGCAUUGAACUCCACGCAGUAAAAUAUAAGUAGCUGGUCUCUGCAUGUCGAUGAUCCACCAUCCGUCAAAUCUUCACUCCGCAUCUCCGCCACCCGCCGCCGUCCCUACUGGUCGCGACGUCGUCGCCGUUAACAGAUUUAUUCAAGUCCAAGAACCGCCAUUUAUCCCCUGUAAUUCUUUGCUUCGCUUCUAGAAGGUGGAAAAGGAGAAGUCUUGGGGCCAAAACUUAUCCUUCAGUGGUGGGUGUGGGCGGUACGUGAUGCAGUAGAUAGGAGGGGCGCAUGCAAGUUGUCCCUUAUUCCAACAUGGUAUCAGAGCAGCGGAAGUUCACCUACGCUGUUGCACUUUCCGGUGCCGGAGAAGUCAAUGAAGCGACGCCGACAUCUGAAUCGCGAGUUCAUUCAUUCCGCAGAGGAAUCUCUCACCAAGUUCAGAGGAACUACUUCGAGGAAGUAGACAAUCCUUUGAUUAUCAACAGCAACGAUAGCCCCUGUGCAAUCCUAGUGAAUCCGCAGAGGAUUCUGAGUUCGGAGACGUCCGUAGCCGAUCCGCAGCGGAAGGUGAUCCAAGGAUGUCCGUCAAUUCCGAUCACUCGAUCUCCAGUCCGGUCAGCAUCGGCAACGAUUCCGCAGAGGAAUCUGAAUUCGCAGCGGCAGAGAAGCCAAAAUCCAGAAGGUGUGGAUAAUCUGAUUGCUCGAUCGUCAGCUCGAUCAACAUCGGCAACGAUUCCGCAAAGGAAUCUGAGUUCGGAGCAGCUGACCUCCAUAGCCGUUCAACAGAUGAAGUCGAUUCAAGUAGUUCGUCGGACAUUUCGGCGCUACAUUUUAGAAGUUCUCUUCAAUGGCCUGCGACGCUUGGAGUACCGCGGCUACGAUUCCGCCGGGAUUUCCAUUGAUGCGACCUCCGCUGCUGUCCCUGCUCCUCUCGUCUUCCGCCAGGAGCGUCUUAACAGUGACCACUAUGGUCUGGUCAAGGUUAAGCAGAGGAUAAUAGAGUACCUAGCUGUUCGCAAGCUGAAAUCAGAUGCAAGAGGUCCAAUAUUGUGUUUUGUUGGUCCACCUGGUGUUGGGAAGACAUCUCUAGCAUUAUCUGUUGCUGCUGCUUUGGGCAGGAAAUUAGUACGCAUUUCUCUUGGUGGUGUCAAGGAUGAGGCUGAUAUAAGAGCACACAGGAGGACGUAUAUUGGAAGCAUGCCAGGGCGUCUAAUUGAUGGAUUGAAGAGAGUAGGAUCUGAUGUACGGGGGGAUCCUGCUUCAGCACUUCUUGAGGUCCUUGAUCCUGAACAGAACAAAACUUUCAAUGAUCUCUAUCUGAGCGUUCCAUUUGACCUCUCAAAAGUAAUAUUUGUGGCAACUGCAAAUAGGAAGCAACCUAUUCCUCCUCCACUCUUGGAUAGAAUGGAAGUCAUUGAGUUGCCUGGGUAUACACCAGAAGAAAAACUUAAAAUAGCAAUGCGGCAUUUAAUUCCAAGAGUUCUCGAUCAACAUGGCUUAAAUGCUGAUUUCCUUCAAAUUCCCGAGUGUAUGGUUGAAGCUGUUUGUACUUAUAUUGAGCAAGAUCGCCCAUUCCUGGGAAUUUGUCUUGUCCUGGGAAUGGUUGAUUUCUGGGUUGUUCACAAUGAUGUUAUCACCAAUUAUGAGGCAUUGAAAGAGACUCUCAUCCGACAUGAUUUCACCUUUGAAUCAGAAACAGAUAAAGAGGUGAUCCCAAAGCUUGCAAAGUUUGUAUUUGAUAAAGCUAAUGAAGAAGGUGGUGAAAGUGUGCCAUUCAGUCAAGUUGUGCUUGAAGUAAUGAGACAUCUAGAAGGAGCUUAUGCUCUCAUAUUUAAAAGUCGGCAUUACCCAAAUGAGUUGAUUGCCUGCAAACGUGGUAGUCCACUUGUUCUUGGUGUGAAAGACUUUGAAGAAGAGGCUGCCAUUGGAGCAUCAUUUAGUGAUCCUAAAUUUCCCUCAAGCAAUGGGCAACCAAAAGAGUUAUUCUUGUCUAGUGAUGCCAAUGCUUUAGUUGAACACACCAAGAAGGUUUUGGUAAUUGAGGAUGGUGAAGUCAUUCAUAUUAAGGAUGGAGGUGUGUCAAUUUAUAAGUUUAACCAGACCAAGAAACAGCAUGGUGGUACUCUUACUAGGUCUGGUUCUGUUCAACGUACCUUGUCCAUUCUUGAGAUGGAAGUGGAGCAGAUAAAUAAAGGAAAAUAUGAGCACUAUAUGCAGAAAGAAAUCCAUGAGCAACCAGAACCUUUGAUACAGGGAGGAUCAUGUAAACCCAAGAGUGUACUAUUAGGGGGCUUGAAGGAUCACCUCAAAACUAUAAGGAGAAGCCUAGAUUUGCAGUAG